CCGCAUUGAAGAACAGACAGAAGAGAGAGAAACGCUGUCUUGCUACGCAUUCGAGUCACCCUUCCUGACUAGUCCCUCCCCCCAAACAAAUAUCAUCUGAUACAUUCUCCAUUUACAAAGAUGGACCGUUCCAACAAGCCCUCCGCCAUCGGGGUGGGUGCCUCCAUCCCUCAGCCCACCGUCAACUUCCACGACAACAAGGUCCAGGCCACCCUGCCCACUGGCGAGUCGGUCACCGUUCACCUGUAUGGAGCGACCGUCACAUCUUGGAAGCUUGCCAAUGGCAAGGAGCAAUUGUUCGUCAGCGAAACGGCUCACCUGGAUGGCUCCAAGCCCAUCCGCGGUGGUAUCCCCGUGGUCUUCCCGGUUUUCGGCCCUCCCCCUUCGAAUCACGCUACGUCCUCCCUCCCGCAACACGGCUUCGCACGGAACUCGAACUGGGAGUUUCUGGGCAAGUCCUCGUCCGAGUCCCUCGGAAAAGACCGCAAGGAAGGAGAUGACGCGGUCAAGUUGGACUUCGGGCUGUCGCACCCCAUGCUGAGCGAGGAGUUUCAGAAGGCGUGGCCCUACCAGUUUGGUCUGGUGUACAGUGUCACCCUGACCAAGGAGGGUCUCGAAACAUCCCUGCAGGUGCAGAACAAGGGCGAGCAGAACUUCGAAUUCCAGGUUCUGCUGCACACUUAUCUGAGCGUCGAGGACAUCUCGCAGAUCCGCGUCAAGAACCUCCAGUCCAAGGAGUAUGUCGACAAGACCCAAGGUGGUGCCGUUCAGACGGAAGCCUCUUCUGCGGUUGAGAUCGACAAGGAGACCGAUCGGGUGUACAAGUCCCUUGAUCCGAAGGUUCCGAUUGAGGUUACCACGGUCUCCGAUGAUCAACCCCUGUUCUCCAUUACCCGGGAAGCCCUGACCGAUGUUGUGGUGUGGAACCCCUGGAUCGAGAAGGCCAAGGGAAUGGCCGACUUUGGUCCGGAUGAGGCUUACAAGAACAUGAUCUGUGUCGAGGCCGGCUCCGUCGCUGGGUGGCAGACGCUGGAGGCGGGAGAAUCCUGGGAGGGCGGCCAGACUAUCCGGCCGAGGCUAUGAUUUGCCGGAUGUUGCCCGUCGAUCGAUGCAUCGAUGUUUAAGCGAGCUAAGUUGCACAUGAAGAUAGAGAUAAAUACGCCGUGAACGUGUACAUGAAUCAAGUCCUUUGCCCCGCAGAUGCAGGUGUAUUCAAAAAUGAUCUCAAAGCAAGGCCUUUGUACUGAUCCAUAGGUCCAUGACCUAGUUCUUCUCGUG
This is a messenger RNA of Aspergillus uvarum CBS 121591, 1278 nucleotides long. Its product is annotated as D-hexose-6-phosphate mutarotase. Gene Ontology annotation, biological process: carbohydrate metabolic process. NCBI's taxonomy places the organism in Eukaryota, Fungi, Ascomycota, Eurotiomycetes, Eurotiales, Aspergillaceae. Bases 121 to 1083 code for a protein of 320 amino acids. Gene Ontology annotation, molecular function: carbohydrate binding; isomerase activity. The transcript has 3 exons. The record is from RefSeq and is a predicted model, not a curated record.